AUGAAGAAGGCCAGGUCCAGCGAGCGCGCAGCUCGAAUUAGCGAGCUUGAAAUGAAGCACCAAAGCGAUGUGCAUCAGAUGGAUCUGACAGGCCGCGACGAGGAAGCUCGUUUACUGAAACUUCGAUUGUUGUCGCUGCGCGAUGAGAACGCUUCGCUCAAAGACAGACUAGUCCAGAGGGAUGCUCUUGUCAAGCAGCUCUCCAAACAGAGUAACGACACUCAAUCUGAGCUCAAGACAGCCAAGUCGAAACUCAAGGCUCAGGAUACACAACUUAAAAAACAAGGCAAUGCACUAGGGGACCUCAAAACCGAAAUCGACUCAUUAAACGAAUUCAGACAAGACUCAAGCAAAGUCUUGCAAGAGAAACUCGCUCUCAGCCGUAAACUUGAUCAGAUUCAACCCGAGCUUGAGCAUCUUCAAUCGCAGCUCGAAAACCAUCGCGCCGUUAUCGCCCAGAAGCAGGAUCUAGAACGCCAACUCAGCUCAGUCGAAGUCGAGCUAGAGAACGAGAAGAAAUCAAAACAGCGCAUUCAAUCAAAGAGCCAAGACAACGACGAGUGGAAGGAAAAGUUCGAAGAAGCCAAGAGAGAAUUGGAGAAGCUCAAGAAAGAACACAACAGAGAGCUACGGGAAGUCCGUGGGGAAAAGGAACAGGCAGAGGAGCGCGUUGAAGAUACCAGAAGCAAGUUGAAGAAGACACAAACCGACCUGAAGGACACACGAGCCGAGCUUGAGUCUUGCCGUGCCGAAUUGGAGGAAGCCCACAAGAUCGUGGCGAACAACAAGUCGAAUAAGAAGCACGCCCUCUCCAAGGAACAGCCGAUAGGAAAAAGACGAGCUCAGGAUAUUAGCCUGGAGGAUAUUAGCAUCGGAACUCCUGGCCCAGACGAAGCCACUCUUCGGCGCCCAUUGAAGAAACGAGGCGCCGAACGAGCCUUGAUGGAGAAGUCCACGUUCUCCAUCACGCCAUUCUUGAACCGUUCCAAGAAUUUAUCAGACAACCUUUCGGACGAGCCGAGUGAGCUUCAUUCACCAACCGGCAAAUCCACCAAAUCACCGGAGCCUGCGCCACUUGAAGAGGAGGAAGUCGCAGAGGCUAGAGACUCACUGUCCAUUGAACCAGUAGAGGAAGCUUCGGCAUCAGAUGGACAGGCCGAUGAUCAUGUCAGCGCUGAAGAGGUGGAAGAACCAAAGGCUCAAAAGGCACGAGGUAGACCAAGAAAGGUUCUGGACGAUGCGCCCACGACAAAGAAGAACAUGCCUGUGCAGGCGAAGAGGAAGACCAAGGCAACAAAGGCUUCUGGCAAGCUUGCUAUGGUUAGCGAGGAAGCUGACGCUGGUGAGACAGUGGAGGAGCCUUCUGAGAAGCCUAAGAAGAUGCCCGGGCUAUUGAAGUCUAACCCUGUUCCCGCGUUGUUGAAGCAUAAUGCUGAUGACGCGGAUGGGCGAAAGAAGAAGCGCAAGGUGCUCGGUGGCGGGAACAAGACUCUAUUCGACGAUGAUGAAGAAGAACCAGCGCCAAAACCUUUGAAGGUGCAGAUGGGUGGUGGCCGUAGGAUGAAAACCCAACUGGGCGGUGCUCGCAAUGCAUUUGGCGGCUCUACCUUCUCUCCGUUGAAGAAGGAUAGACGAGGAGUCGGUGCCAGUUUCUUGCAUUGA
Molecule: messenger RNA, 1662 nt
Organism: Fusarium coffeatum
Lineage: Eukaryota; Fungi; Ascomycota; Sordariomycetes; Hypocreales; Nectriaceae
Exons: 3
Coding region: 1-1662 (553 amino acids)
Source: RefSeq, a predicted model, not a curated record